Molecule: messenger RNA, 4942 nt
Organism: Dromaius novaehollandiae (emu)
Lineage: Eukaryota; Metazoa; Chordata; Aves; Casuariiformes; Dromaiidae
Gene: SLC25A38
Product: solute carrier family 25 member 38
Exons: 8
Coding region: 386-1267 (293 amino acids)
Biological process (GO): glycine import into mitochondrion
Cellular component (GO): mitochondrion; mitochondrial inner membrane
Molecular function (GO): glycine transmembrane transporter activity
Source: RefSeq, a predicted model, not a curated record
CCCUGCUUAGCUGAAGUAUGACGUGUCUCUAAGCACCUCCCCCUACCCAGGAGGGCAGGCCAGGGCACAGCAGGCUGGCAAACGAUUCUCAGAAAAGCCUAUCAUUUAAGCAGCUGCAUAGUCCUAUCUUCCUCCUGCUUCACAGAUAAGAAAGAGUCAGGCCUGAAGAGUCAGCAAAGAAACCCAGUCUUGAGAGCUGAAGCACGUUUAAAAUAAAUCACCUUAUUUCAGUAUCUAACUUCUUAAAUGAUCCAGAAAAACAGGCCUUCUCUGCUCCAGGCUCAAGAUGUAGAAAACAAAGUAGAAACAUUAAUGGGGAAGGUUUCGAUGUAUUGCAAAUUACACGCAGAAGACCACAGCGGCUGGCGGGGAUAGGGGUGGCGGCAUGGAAAGUUUGCAGGAGGAGACUGCUCUGCAGCGGAUGCAUCCAGUCCUAAAGGCCUUUGUGUGUGGUUCCAUCAGUGGGACCUGCUCCACCCUUCUGUUCCAGCCCCUCGACCUGCUGAAAACCCGCUUGCAGACUCUGCAGCCUUCUGUGAAUGGGUCCAGCCGUGUUGGGAUGGUAACACUGCUCUUUAGGGUUGUUCGUACAGAGAGUCUCCUGGGGCUCUGGAAAGGUGUCUCUCCAUCUUUUGCAAGAUGCAUUCCUGGAGUUGGGAUUUACUUCAGCACUUUGUACACAAUGAAGCAAAAGUUUUUAGUGGACCGUUCGCCCACAGCCCUGGAGUCUGUCUUUCUGGGUGCCACCUCCCGUGCAAUAGCUGGGAUUUGCAUGCUGCCAGUGACUGUAGUGAAGACCCGAUACGAGAGUGGAAGAUUUGGCUAUGGGAGUGUAUAUGGAGCACUGAAGAAUAUAUAUCAAACGGAGGGGGCUCGUGGCAUGUUCAGUGGGCUCACUGCAACGCUGCUGCGGGAUGCUCCUUUCUCUGGAAUCUACCUGAUGUUCUACACGCAGACCAAAAAACUCACUCCUCAGGAUCAGCUGGAUCCAGCACUCAUGCCCCUGCUGAAUUUUGGCUGUGGGAUCUUUGCGGGAAUCUUGGCUUCACUGGCAACACAGCCUGCUGACGUCAUCAAAACACAUAUGCAAUUGUCCCCACAAAAGUACCACAGGACGACCCAAGCCAUUGCCUUCAUCUACAAGGACUUUGGGUUGGUCGGCUUUUUCCGAGGUGGUGUGCCCCGGGCUCUAAGGCGUACUCUGAUGGCAGCAAUGGCAUGGACUGUAUAUGAACAGAUGAUGGAAAAAAUGGGCUUGAAAUCUUGAGUGACUUGCACUAGAAAUGGCCGGCCUCACUCCUUUUCCUGCUUGCUGUGAUCAACUGGCACUGGGAAGUUCUCAGUUCCAUGGAUGAAUAAGUCUUCUUCAGCUGGGAAGAAGAAAUCCCUUCUGAGAUGGGGAUUAGGCCUUUUGGCAAGUGGAGGAAAGACAGAUCAGAUUGCCACAUCAUUUGAGUAACGCAUUCCAGAAGGACUGUACAUGCAGACUGCUGUGGGAAAUGGCAGGGUUUUCACAGCCUGGGAACUAUGCUGAGAGAAGCCCCUUUUAAAAAUAGCUUUGUGCUCACCACCUUUAUGCAAUGAGAAAUGUCUGAGCAGAAGUGUUUGAGGAGAAAACAGUGAAGACAAUGCUGAUUGCAGAAUCUGUCAGCCUGUUCCUUACUGGUGUGGCCAUUAAGGCCAUGUUGAUUCACCAUCUGAUAUAGAUCCUCCUUCCUCACAUGAUUUGUUCUCACAGGAGAACAUAGCAGAGGAUGCUAGGAGACUGGCUGUGUCUCUUAAUGCUUAUAUUGCAGGGGUGGGUGGAAGAGAAAUGAAAGGCUGAAAGAAAGCUAGAAACACAGUCUGUGUCAUCACUUGCCUACCAUGUUUGAUAGCAGAGAAAGUAACUGGAACAUCCAUGCUAUGUUAUUUGUUUUUACCUAAAUGAGCAUCUUAACACUCUUCAGGUGUGCUUCUGCCUCUACAGCAGUGCUUGCACAGGAAUUAAGAAGCAUAAGGCACUUUAAAGUAGAAGUAGAGAGAGUUGAAUUGCUACCAAAGUUGCAUUAAUUGCCCACAAAACAUUUUUCCUGCUGGUCUGACUGUAUCAGGAAUACCGCAGUACUUUUUUUAUCCAGUUCUACUACAGACUUACCUGCUUCAUAUCAUUCAUUUGCUGAUCUCUGAUCUCUACUCUCAGUGCAAGCUGGUCCUUAGAUGUAGUUUUUAGGGAUAUAGCUCAUAAUGCAUAAAUGUAUAAUGGAACCAGAUAUUGGUACUUCAGAUUUCACUGAGAAGCUGCUGCUGAUUGCAUGAGGAAUAUCUUUGGUUUUGGCAAGAGAAGGCUGUUCUUUUCUGUAAACUCUCUCCAAAGUUUUGAGGCCUCUGAGUGUUUGGUAGGGAACUUUCAUCUCUGGGCUCCACACAAACCCCGGACAGUUUUCCAGAUGAUCAUUCUCUCUUAGAAGGUAGUCCACUCAUAUUUCAGUAUUCCUGCUGUUAGACUUGGAGUCAAACCUACUCCUUCCAUCAGCUGUGCCUUCUUCCUCAUUCCUAGUUUGUAACAUAGACCUGAUAGCAUAUGCUUUCCAAAGUCAGAUACAGCACGUUCCCUUCUUCACUUGUGCCUCAGUGCUGCCUGGCUGAGUUGGGACUCUUGCAGCUUUGUUGGUGUUGCUGCAAAGAUGGGCAUGGAAGUCUGCAUCCUAUUCCAUGGCAUGCCUUGCAGACAACAUAGCUUUGGUUCUUAUUUUCUUAAAUGUCUAGAGAUAUUAAAAUUCACUUGAAAACAAGAGCAGAAGUCUCUAAAUAUGAAGGCAUGAUAUACUCUAGCUGUACAGGUAACUGGUAUUAGCUACUGUUCUUUAAAUUUUAUGUGUAAUUUGCACAAUCAGUGCUUGCCCUGGCAGCCUCCUGAAGACGAGAUUAGAGGGGACAUAGGUUGUAAAAGAUAUUCCUUACCAGAGUCCAACCCCAACAAGGUAUGAUGACUGACAGAAAAGUGAAGUCUAGGGAAAGUCUAAGGGACAGGCUAGAGGCUUGGAAGGUGCUGCCUGUUUUCAGCCUCAGCCGAUCCGUGAUGGAGGACUGGCACUACACCGCACGGGAAUCUCCAAGAGUAGUAGGAGGGUCCUGUGUACAUUUAUCUGCAUGUUAAUAAUAGAGCAGUGCAUCAAAUCAUUCCAGUCAAAAUCAGUUUGUGGCUGACAAGCUGCCAGAUUCCCUGUGCUGCUUCUGACUGUCAGACAUGUGGACAGAUCAUUUGCCAUAUCCUAAAUAUGAAGAACUUUUCCUUUCUUUUGCUGUCCCUCCUGCCCCUGGUAACCUGAAGGGUGCCUGCAUGAAACAGCAGUGGAAACUGCUGUUUAUUGCCCCAAGCACUACAAGCUCAGAGAGCCAGAGAACCAAGUCUGGGGUUAUUGACCUGGCAGACUAAAGUGGCAACUGCAUGAGCUGCUCUAAGUCUUUUAUUUCUUUAAGCAUGGGAUCAAACCAACAUACUAUACUAGAAGCCUGAAUUUAUUUGGGACUUUCUGGAUCUGUUGUGUGAAGUGGAUCUAUUUCUCAUCUUGGGCUGUGGCAGUCCAGGGCUGUGGAUGGUGUCCUGAAAGAUACUUCAUGAAUGUUGUAGUUCCCGAUUUAGCAAUGGCAGAACAGAGCAGUGUGCAACUUGUGCAGAUAGAAACUUAAGUUCUUAAAAAUGACUAUCCAUGUUAAAUCUCAAAUUAAGUAAUCUCUGCAUCAGAAGCCUGAAAUGCAGGAACACUUCAGCAGCUUUUAUGCCCUAUACUCUUGCUUGGUCAAAUAACAAAGGAAGAAUUAAAGAAUCUGUUCUGACAUGCCAGAAUGUCUUAAAAUGUACUUUUCUUUUGUUAGAUUUUUCUUUGGAAAAGCUCUUCCAUUCCCCUCCCUUUGUGGAGGAUGAGGAGGGCUCUUUGUUGUGGCAUUAGUGUGAAAAGGCAUAUGCCUUUGACUCGUGAAUUAGCCUGGGCUCCUUUAAGAAACAGAGACUCUGAACUGCUCUGCGUUUCAUCAAAACCCUGGUGCUGCAAAUCCAAAAUCUUUCCCAUGUGUACAUUGGUGGAGUGGGUUUUGUGGUGCAAGUUUUUUGUUUGUUUUUCUUCAGUAUUUCUUUUGUCAGGUCUCCUACAUAUGGGGAAAAAGGAAGCUGAAAGUUCUGCUUUGUGGUCUUCUGAAAGCUGUAUGAACAUAGGCAGUCACAAGACUAUUUUUGAGCUCUGACCCUUACCCUCCUUCCUUCUCUUCCCUCUCUGCAGAAAUAUUCUGCUUCUAAAGUGAUCCAUUGACCUUACUUCUCAAAAGCUAUAGCAAGUCAAGGAAGACAAAUGUGUGAAUCUGAUUAGGUAUACUGCUCUUGAGGUCAUGUGUUUCAUUGACAACAAAUGGCCAUGGUACAACUGGAAUACAACUUAAAAUCAAAGAAAGUUUCAGAGACUGGCACUGGAUCACUUACCUGCAUCAUCGCAAUCCUAUUAGAUGUUCAUUUACAAAGACACCCUAGCUUGGAUUACAGACAUGGUGGGGUUGGAAAGGGUGAUGCUUUCUACACAUGACAGGGGUACAGUCAGAUCACUCUCUGAAUGACCUGAGUUGCUGGCAAUACAUUAGGAGUGAAUGUGCUCUGGUAUUUUUGCUCUCUUUGCCCAUGCAGCUGUGGUGGUGGAACACAAGUGUUUAACCCAUUGAGGCAUUCGGUAUUAAAGUGAAUUGUAAGGACACAAGAGAAAUAGUCUGAUUAUUUAUUUAUGUUUUAGAAACACUGUUUGCAUUCUUCCUGUGCCUGAUGGCUUUUUUUUUCUUGCACUGUUUAAACACAACUGGAGUUUUGGAACAUUCUCUAAGUUUGAGUGCUGUGAAUGUUAUUGUGUCUAUAAAAUAUUUAUGUGAGAAGAGUGUAUUACAUAUUGCUAUUAAAAACAACUGUGGUUGCCAAAAUAAA